Molecule: messenger RNA, 1117 nt
Organism: Brienomyrus brachyistius
Lineage: Eukaryota; Metazoa; Chordata; Actinopteri; Osteoglossiformes; Mormyridae
Product: protein PERCC1
Exons: 1
Coding region: 1-795 (264 amino acids)
Source: RefSeq, a predicted model, not a curated record
AUGGCUGCAGGGGUUAUAAGAAACCUGACUGACUUCCAGCAGGCUACAGUCUUCCAACAUCCUUUCUACUACCCUAUAAAUUUUCAGGAAAAUUUUACUGAGGAUGAAGAGGAAGAUGACUUGGAUGGGCAAGAAGUAGAAGUUGAGGAUCUAGAAGAGGGUGGGGGAUUAUUUUGCCAGACAAAGGGGAAUGAGGCAGAGUGGCAGGACCUAGGCUCUGCCCCCAGCCCCACCGAAACCACCUAUCGUCUGCUUCACUUCGCCGAACUCAUUAACUGUGACAUCCAGCGUUACUUUGGACGGAAGAAUCGAGGAGAUGACCCAGACUCCUGUGACAUUUAUGAGGAACGAGCAUUCCUGGGGAAAUGUGGUCGUGAGCGUUACUAUGCAGACCUUGUUAAGAUAGCCCAGAGUGGCCUGGGUGUUUCUGCUGGCAAUGAAGUACAGCGGGAAGAUCAUAUAGGGUCCCGUAGCACGUCCAUGCCUGUAGAGAGUAAAGGACUGGAGGCACUGUGCAGCCAGGAGAACUUUCAGCAUCUGGGGCCGCUGGCUGAACUUUUUGACUAUGGCCUUCGGAGGUAUGCGGAUCCCGAACAGCAGUGUGACCAGGGCUGGGACCAAAGAGCUGAUAACGGCACGGGGCAGAUUUUACCCAUGUGCAAGCGACGCUUACCACCUAGUUUCUGGAGAGAACCCAAUCCCAGUAACCCCCCAUGUAUGCUUAGUAGCUCCUGCACACCAGACUUCAGUGAUCUCUUGGCCAACUGGACCACAGAGUGCAGCCAGGAGCUGUGAGGCAGGAUCAGAUACUUCUUAUACUGAGCUGAUCCAGUGAUCAGCAUAUCAGAGCCAGAAGAGAAUCAGGGGUUAGUACAGCUGACUCCCACCUUCUUGAUCUUCAAGGAAAUCCACUUAAAUGUUGACGCAUGUCAAUUGCUAAAAUGGAACAUAAAGAUGGUGAAAAUAUAUAUGUGUUACAGAAAAGGGACAAUUAUUGAUUGAUUGUGACUCAUGAAUUAAUUUUUAACUUGGAUCAAAACUUGCAUUUUUAUGCUACAAACUGUAAAGCCAUCAUAUUUGCCAUGUAUGCUGCUGCAGAAAAACAGCUUUAACCAAA